Messenger RNA from Chanos chanos (milkfish), 1243 nucleotides. It is a transcript of the gene yif1b, whose product is annotated as Yip1 interacting factor homolog B (S. cerevisiae). Gene Ontology annotation, biological process: endoplasmic reticulum to Golgi vesicle-mediated transport. Gene Ontology annotation, cellular component: COPII-coated ER to Golgi transport vesicle; endoplasmic reticulum membrane; Golgi membrane. NCBI's taxonomy places the organism in Eukaryota, Metazoa, Chordata, Actinopteri, Gonorynchiformes, Chanidae. The transcript has 8 exons. The coding region runs from base 111 to 1022 and encodes 303 amino acids. The record is from RefSeq and is a predicted model, not a curated record.
CUACAGUUUGAAUGGUUUCCUGACACCGAAGACUUGAAAGAAUUCUCAGACACGUUUAAAAGCCAGUUCUGGUAUAAUUUUCAUUUAGAUUGCAUAUUUCGUCAGCUGAUAUGGACUACUCAACCCAAAGUGAGUUCAGACACCGUAAGUUACAACCCAAAGUGAGGAUGAGAGGCACACCCAUGGACUCCAGUGAGCCCAGUCUCCUCUUUGAUGACACAAGCACUGGGGGUCAGCCCUCUGGUCAUGGCAGGCAGGACAAGGCUCCGUUGGGCUAUGCAGGACAGACUCUCCUUUCAGAUCCCAUGUCCAACUUGGCCAUGGCUUAUGGAAGUAGUUUGGCCAGCCAGGGCAAAGAGAUGGUGGACAAAAAUCUGGACCGAUUCAUACCGAUAUCCAAGCUGAAGUAUUACUUUGCUGUGGACACAGUUUAUGUGGGCAAGAAGCUGGGGUUGCUAGUAUUCCCAUACAUGCAUGAGAACUGGGAGGUUAGCUACCAGCAAGAUACUCCUGUGGCUCCUCGCUUUGACAUCAAUGCUCCGGACCUUUACAUUCCUGCAAUGGGUUUUAUCACAUAUAUCUUGGUGGCUGGCUUGGCUCUGGGCACACAGAAUCGGUUUUCUCCAGAGAUCCUUGGCAUGCAGGCCAGCUCAGCUCUGGUUUGGCUUAUCAUAGAGGUGCUUGCCACACUGCUCAGUCUCUACUUGGUCACAGUCAACACAGAUCUCACCACCAUAGACCUGGUGGCCUUUGCAGGAUACAAAUACGUAGGGAUGAUAAUUGGGGUACUGGCAGGGCUGUUGUUUGGGAAGAUGGGAUAUUACCUCACCUUGUUGUGGUGUUGUGCUUCUAUCUUUGUUUUCAUGAUCAGGACGCUACGGCUGAAGAUCCUGUCCGAAGCGGCAGCCGAGGGAGUUCUGGUGCGAGGGGCAAAAAAUCAGCUACGUAUGUAUCUCACCAUGGCCAUCGCUGCGGCACAGCCUGUCUUCAUGUACUGGCUGACCUUUCACCUGGUCAGAUAAGAGCAAGACCAGUCCGAGAAAUGGCCAGGUCACAGGCACUACCUCUACCACAACCAAUUAAGACCUUUUCUCUUCUCCUCUCCUCUCUGGAGACCUGGGCGCAUUUGCACGGCAGUAAUACAGUACACGGACAGUCAUCGCUACGUCUCUGAGCACACUAAUAACUGUAAAGUCUAGCUGUCUUUUUGUAUGAUGAGCUUUUUUUUUUUUAUACAAUUCUA